CCGCAUCUGCCGCAGAAGAAGAUGGGCCGCUGACAAGAGAAGAAGCCCUGUGGCUAUCCCGAGCUAGCAAAGUAACGUUACUCGGGUGUAUAUUUAUUUUUAUUUGUGUUGCCGAGCAGCUGAAGGCGGAUUGUUGUGUUGUUGUCGUGUGCUUUGUGCUUCGUUCAGGGCCUCAUCCAAAAUGAUCCUCACCGUGAAACCGCUCCAAGGAAAAGAGUGCAGCGUACAGGUGACUGAAGACGAAAAGGUCUCCACAGUGAAGGAGCUUGUGUCCGAACGUCUCAACAUACCAGCAAACCAGCAGCGGUUGCUCUAUAAAGGGAAAGCGCUUGCAGAUGAGCACCGACUGAGUGAUUACUCCAUUGGGCCCGAGGCUAAAUUGAAUCUGGUAAUCCGUCCAGUGGGGGAGAGGACUGGAGCGUCGGGGAUGGUUGCCAGCAGCAGCAGCAGCAGCAGCACACAGGGGAGAGUUUGGCAGACUGUGUCCACUAUCCUCGCUAGACACUUUAGUCCAGCAGAUGCAGCAAAAGUCCACGAACAGCUUAUUAAGGACUACGAACGUUCACUUCGACAGCUUAGUCUCGACGACAUUGAGCGCUUGGCGGGGAGACUGCUUCACCCCGACGGCGAGGGUGUGGACACUUCAUAUAUGGACUAAGAAUGCCUAGGUGGAAGUUGCUUAUUGUGAUUGUCUUUUGAGAGAGCUGCUCAGUGCUUGAAGGUGCAUACAGUGUUUAGAGUGUGAGGGAUGGAAAACACAGUAUCAGUUUUCUCGCAGAGGGCCCCAGCUCUGUGCCUAAUCAGUGGCUGAGUGAACACAGAUAACACUGACUGUUGAUUAUCACAGCAAUAGGGCUUUCUUAUCCAUGACCAAAGCACUUGGAUAAGAAAACGUGGCCACUCUUUUAAUUGGUCCUCGUCAUUGAUGUUGCAGUCAUGACAUAAGACCUGAUCACAUAAUAUUUGAAUACAAAGGAAUCCAUUUAUGCUGUUGGUCUCGCAUGAUCUCUGGCUGCUACAACUCCCAGGGGGACACUAACUUCUUACUGGAGGGUAUUUGUGAGUAAUGUCUGUGUUGGAUGAGUGUUUUCUGUUAACCAUUCGUGAGAAGGUAAUACAUGUUUUAUUCCGUAACUAACUGAU
Messenger RNA from Morone saxatilis (striped sea-bass), 1143 nucleotides. RefSeq names its product ubiquitin like 4A (gene ubl4a). Lineage: Eukaryota; Metazoa; Chordata; Actinopteri; Moronidae. Bases 182 to 658 code for a protein of 158 amino acids. The record is from RefSeq and is a predicted model, not a curated record. Gene Ontology annotation, biological process: post-translational protein targeting to endoplasmic reticulum membrane. The transcript has 4 exons. Gene Ontology annotation, molecular function: protein binding.